Molecule: messenger RNA, 810 nt
Organism: Chlorocebus sabaeus (green monkey)
Lineage: Eukaryota; Metazoa; Chordata; Mammalia; Primates; Cercopithecidae
Source: RefSeq, a predicted model, not a curated record
AUGGCUGACACCUGCUGCACCAGGACAUAUGUGAUUGCUGCAUCCACCAUGUCUGUCUGCUCCAGUGACGUGGGCUGUGUCAGCCGAGUCUCCUCCCCCAGCACCUGUACCGGCUCCUCCUGGCAGGUGGACAAUUGCCAGGAGAGCUGCUGUGAGCCCCCCUGCUGUGUCCCCAGCUGCUGUACCCCUAGCUGCUGUGCCCCACCCCCCUGUCUGGCCCUGGUCUGUGCCCCAGUGAGCUGUGAGGCCAGCCCCUGCCAAUCAGGCUGCACCAGCUCCUGCACACCCUCAUGCUGCCAGCAGUCUAGCUGCCAGCCGGCUUGCUGCACCUCCUCCCCCUGCCAGCAGUCCUGCUGUGUGCCUGUCUGCUGCAAGUCCAUCUGCUGCAAGCCCGUGUGCCGUGUGUCCAUCUGCUGCAAGCCCGUGUGCUGUGUGUCCAUGUGCUCUGGAGCUUCCUCCCCAUGCUCCCAGCCAUCUAGCUGCCGGUCAGCUUGCUGCACCUCCUCCCCAUGCCAACAGGCCUGCUGUGUGCCCAUCUGCUGCAAGCCCAUCUACUGCGUGCCCGUCUGCUCAGAGUCUUCCUCUUCAUGUUGCCAGAAGACUAGAUGCCAGCCGGCUUGCUGCACCAUCUCCUGCUGCAGACCCUCCUCCUGCGUGUCCCUUCCCUGCCGCCCCGUGUGCAGGUCCACCUGCUGCAUGCCUGUCUCCUCCUGCUGUGCCCCUGCCUCCUCCUGCCAGCCCAGCUGCUGCCACCCAGCCUCCUGCGUGUCCCUCCUCUGCCACCCUGCAUGCUCCUGCCCAGCCUGCUGA